AUGUCACGAAAGACGAGUACCAUUGCCACUCCCGUCAUCGUCAUACCAAGCAUAUUUCUGGCGGUCCUCGCAGCGCAGCUGGAGCAGCUCUUCCCUAAGAUUUCUGAGCCCCAAGGGCCAUCCGCCGCGUUGCAGGCACAGGCCAGGAAGGCCCUCAUUUUCCUUCACGUGCCCUUGUUCGAAGCGGCCACGAAAGCCAAGACGGUCGUCUGGAAUUCCGAGGAAGUCUUGCAAGUCCUUCACUCGCACAGCGACACCGUGGUCGCGGUUUUUGCUGGCCACGAUCACAACGGAGGCUAUGGCGUCGAUGCGGCAGGCAUACACCACAUCACCAUGAACUCGCCGUUGACAGCCGAGCCGGGCAGUGACUGCUAUGCAGUGCUGGAGUGCCACUCUGAUGGGUGGGCACAUUUUCUCCCGCACGGACGGGCCUGC
Messenger RNA from Symbiodinium necroappetens, 435 nucleotides. Lineage: Eukaryota; Dinophyceae; Suessiales; Symbiodiniaceae. The record is from the annotation of a GenBank genome assembly.